Messenger RNA from Vombatus ursinus (common wombat), 2218 nucleotides. RefSeq names its product methionyl-tRNA synthetase 2, mitochondrial (gene MARS2). NCBI's taxonomy places the organism in Eukaryota, Metazoa, Chordata, Mammalia, Diprotodontia, Vombatidae. Gene Ontology annotation, molecular function: ATP binding; methionine-tRNA ligase activity. The record is from RefSeq and is a predicted model, not a curated record. Gene Ontology annotation, biological process: methionyl-tRNA aminoacylation. The transcript has a single exon. Bases 1 to 1869 code for a protein of 622 amino acids.
AUGCCGGUGUCAGCUCAGACUUGUUUAGCGGGCGCGCCCUUGGCUCUGCCCAUGCUUCGGGCCGUGCUGCGGGGUCUUGGGCACUCAGUCCUGCGGAGGCCCCUGCAGCGGGUCUCUGCCUUGGGGAGCCGCGGCUGGUGUAACGGCGGCGGCGAUGGCGAAGGGCGCUCCGGCCCCCGGCGUGCCCGGGACGGCCGCGCCUACUUCACGACCCCUAUCUUUUACGUGAACGCGGCGCCGCACAUCGGACACCUGUACUCGGCGCUGCUGGCCGAUGCGCUGGCCCGCUACCGGCGCCUCUGGGCCAAGCCCCCGCCGGGCCCGGGCCCCGCCGCCCCCCUGGUCCGCUUCUCCACAGGCACCGACGAGCACGGGCUGAAGAUCCAGCAGGCGGCCGCCGCGGCGGGCUUGACCCCGUCGGAGCUCUGUGACCGGGUGUCCGGGCAGUUCCGGGCGCUCUUCCAGGAGGCCGGCGUUUCCGUUACCGACUUCAUCCGCACCACGGAGGCCCGGCACCAGCGCGCCGUGCACCACUUCUGGGGGGUCCUGCGCGCCCGGGGGCUGCUCUACAAGGGGCUCUACGAGGGCUGGUACUGCGCCUCCGACGAGUGCUUCCUGCCCGAGGCCAAAGUCACCUGGCGCCCAGGCCCCGACGGGGAAAGGCGCCCCGUGGCCCUGGAGAGCGGGCAUCCAGUCUGUUGGAUGAAAGAGGAAAACUACAUCUUCAGACUCUCCCAGUUCAGGGAGCCUCUCAGGCAGUGGCUCCAGGACGACCCUCAGGCCAUCACUCCUGAACCUUUCCGCCACAUUGUCCUCCAGUGGCUGGAGGAGGACCUGCCAGACCUCUCGGUGUCUCGGGGGAAUAGCCAUUUGUACUGGGGCUUCCCCGUUCCUGGUGAUCCAGUGCAGACCAUCUACGUGUGGGUCGAUGCCCUGGUCAACUACCUCACUGUCAUAGGUUACCCUGACUCGGAACAGAAGGUCUGGUGGCCCACUACCCACCACAUCAUAGGCAAAGACAUCCUCAAGUUUCAUGCCGUCUAUUGGCCUGCUUUGCUCCUGGGAGCCGGGAUGACCCCCCCUCAUCGCAUAUAUGUACACUCCCACUGGACAGUACAUGGCCAGAAGAUGUCCAAGAGUCUGGGCAAUGUGGUUGAUCCUUGGACUUGUUUGGAUAGGUUUUCUGUGGAUGGCUUUCGAUACUUCCUCCUAAGGCAAGGUGUCCCUAACUGGGACUGUGACUACCAUGAAAAGAAAGUAGUCAAGUUGCUUGAUGCUGAGCUGGCAGAUGCACUGGGGGGGCUCCUGAAUCGAUGUACCGCCACUAGCCUGAAUCCUACUGGGAUCUUCCCAGAAUUCUGCCCCUCCUGUUUCCCUUCUGUGGAGGGUGUAACCGUGGCUCCAGCAAAGGCCCAGCCAGAGGACUAUGCUUUGGUGAGGUCAGUGUCAGCUUUGCCCCUACAUGUGGAGAACUACUACGAGAAUUUUCAAAUCUAUAAGGCCUUGGAAGCAGUGUCCAUUUGUGUCCGGCAGACUAACAGCUUUGUGCAGCGGAAUGCACCUUGGAAGCUUAACAGGGAAAACUUGGCUGAUGCUCAAUGGCAGGACACAAUACUACAUGUAACACUAGAGUGCCUUCGAGUCUUUGGGAUAUUGCUUCAGCCAGUUACCCCAGCACUAGCUGACAAGCUUCUUUCCCGGCUAGGUAUCUUUGAGACUGAGAGGGGCCUUCGGGACAUCUGCUUCCUUCCUCGAUACUAUGGGCAACCUUGUCCCUUUGAAGGGAGAAGACUAGGACCUGACACUGGACUCUUGUUUCCAAGACUGGAUAAAUCUAGGGCACGGCUGGCAAAAGUUCAUAGCACUUAGAUGACAGUUUUUAAGAACUGUGUUUUAAAAGUCAGGAAAAUGUCUUUGUUGUGUUCCAGAAAGCUGGGUGGAUAGUUUCUCAUAUGACUCCUCCAGGGGGGUAUGGGGAGGAGGUAUGAUGUGAACCUAGUACCUGGGAAAAAGGGUUUAUAUGAGUCCAGGUACCUAGUUCCUAUACUCUUUAAUCCCUUGAACCCUUAACUACUUUAUUUAGUAUUGGUAACUUGAGUAUGUAGGGUGGGAAGGAUGGGGAAGAUAAAAGACAGAGCUGCUGGUACUUUUCCCCCUAAUUGUGCUACCUGAGCCACCACCAACUUUUCUGGCCAAAUAAAUUGAAAUUAUCAGGUUA